UAGAUGGAUAAAAAUAUUGUAUGCAUAUAAUGUGGCAUUCAGCCUUAUUUGGCACAAUAUGGAUGAGCCUGAAAGACCCAUUGAGUGAAAGGAGCCAAUCAAAGGAACAAAGUACUGUAUGACCUCAUAUGGCUAAAAAAAAGCUAGUCAAGCAAACAAAAGUGGAGUAGAACCAGUUGUACCCAGGGGAGAAGGGGAAGAGGAAAUAGGAAGAACUAGGUUGUAUGUUUCUAUUGACAGUUAGAUAAAAUGCACAGUGAUUUCAUGUAAUACGUAAGGGAAGCAGCCAAUAAUUACUACUAUGGUAAUAUAAUUGAAAACUUUCUACAAAGUAGACUUUUGGUGUGUGUGUGUGUGUGUGUGUGUGUGUGUGUGUGUGUGUGUGUGUGUGUGUUGUGAGUAGAAUGAACCGAAGGCCUUGCACAUACUGGACAAAUUAUCACUGAGCUGUAUGCCUGUUCUUUAGCAUCUGGGUAUAGCAUAAUAAUAAAACUCAUUGCAAAGGGAGUGAAUGGACAGAUUUAGGUUCUCCCUUCUAGAACCCCAAGAAGCACAACCUUGCUUGAAAGAAAAAGUAACUGGUGUAAGGUGGUGGAUUAUGUCCCUUUGUUUGACUAUAGUGAUCACUUAAAUAUGUAUAUCAGAGUAUCAUAUUGCAUACUUUAAAUAUCAUCAAUAAAAAUAAAAAUUCAAGGGGGCUGGAGAGAUGGACCAGCAGUUAAGAGCACUGGCUGCUCUUCCAGAGGACUCGGGCUCAAUUCCCAGUACCCACAUGGCAGCUUACACAUGGCUUCUGACAUCCUCACAUAGACAUACAUGGAAACGAAACACCCAUGAACAUAAAAUAAAAAUAAAUUUAAAAUAUUUAAAAACAACUCCCCAUACUGGUUAAUUUAGGACAGAUAGAGCAAUAGCUUUACAUGCCAUGCCUGUGUGAAAGUUCUGCUCUCGUGGUGGUGGUACACAUCCUUCCGGUCCAGCUCACUGUGUGGUCCUCAGGGCAGUGGGUCUGUAUGCUGAAGUCCCUGUUCCAUCCCUCCCAGCAGCAUAUGCCUGAACUCUGGCUAGCUAACUCUGAAAAUCCUCUGUCUGCUCUGGGUUAUUGUAUUUCUUCAUCCCAAAUGGUAACAAGCCAAAUUGUGACGGAAGCAGCUGUUGUUUCUGGACUGCCAGCUGCUGAGGAAUGAGGAAGAUAAUCCAGAGACGUGGCUCUUCUGCAGAGACUGAGCAAGAUGGUGGAAUAGUCGGCAAUCAACACUCUUUCCCCAAGAGAAUCAUCCAUCUAAACAACUGCCCACACAAGAAAACACUGCCACAGGAGCUAAAGAAAUCAGGAAUCAUUUUCAGCAAUGGGAUGAAAUGGAAGGAGAUCCGGCGUUUCUCCAUCAUGACCCUGCGGAAUUUUGGGAUGGGGAAGAGGAGCAUUGAGGACCGUGUACAAGAGGAAGCACGGUGCCUUGUGGAGGAACUGAGGAAAACCAAAGGCUCACCCUGUGAUCCCACCUUCAUCCUGGGCUGUGCUCCCUGCAAUGUGAUCUGCUCCAUUAUUUUCCAGAAUCGUUUUGAUUACAAAGAUCAAGAAUUUCUUAAUUUGAUGGAAAAAUUUAAUGAAAACCUCAGACUCUUGAGCACCCCAUGGAUACAGGUCUGCAAUACUUUCCCUGCCAUAAUUGAUUAUUUACCUGGAAGUCAUAACCAAGUACUUAGAAAUUUUUCCUAUGUAAAAAAUUAUGUUUUGGAGAAAGUAAAAGAACACCAAAAAACACUGGACAUGGACAAUCCUCGGGACUUCAUUGAUUGUUUCUUGAUCAAAAUGGAACAGGAAAAGCACAAUCCAAAGUCUGAGUUUACCAUGGAAAGCUUGGUGGCGACUGUCACUGACAUGUUUGGAGCUGGAACAGAAACAACAAGUACCACUCUGAGGUAUGGACUCCUGCUGCUGCUGAAACACGUGGACAUCACAGCCAAAGUCCAGGAAGAGAUUGAACGUGUGGUUGGCAGGAACAGGAGCCCCUGCAUGCAGGACAGGAGCCACAUGCCCUACACAGAUGCUGUAGUGCAUGAGAUCCAGAGGUACAUUGACCUCAUCCCCAUGAACCUGCCUCAUGCAGUGACCUGUGAUGUUAAAUUCAGAAACUACUUCAUCCCCAAGGGUACCACUAUAAUAACAUCACUGACAUCCAUGCUGCAUGAUGACAAAGAAUUUCCUAAUCCAGAGAAGUUUGACCCUGGCCACUUUCUGGAUGAGAGUGGCAACUUCAAGAAGAGUGACUACUUUGUGCCCUUCUCAACAGGAAAGCGGAUGUGUGCAGGAGAAGGCCUGGCCCGAAUGGAGCUGUUUUUGUUCUUCACCACCAUUCUACAGAACUUUAACCUGAAGGCUCUAGUUGAUGUAAAGGACAUUGAUACCACACCAGUUACCAAUGGAUUGGGCCAUGUGCCCCCUUUGUACCAGGCUCGCUUUAUUCCCGUGUAAAGGGCAGACUCUAUACUCCCAAUCUGCAUCUUCUCUUCUUUGAGGGUAUUGUUCAUUUCAUUUCUGGUACUGUAGUUGCUUUCUCUCACACUUCCCCACUCCCUUGAGAUCCCGUGAACAGCAAACCUCAUUAAACAGAGUUCCUUCUCUGAGUCAGUACAUUGUUCAACCCGUUUGUCCCCUGUGUUUCGUGACACUCCCAUGCAAUACUUACGUAGUAUGUGCUAGUACUUAUAUGAUUCAGUUACUACUAAUACUAUGUUUUUACUGUAAAACAGCAAAAUCCUUAGAAUAUGACAAUUCAGAGCCAUCCGUCCUCUGCAUGUGCUGAAUAAAAACUAAUUUCUGGGA
Messenger RNA from Peromyscus californicus insignis, 2827 nucleotides. Its product is annotated as cytochrome P450 2C11. The record is from RefSeq and is a predicted model, not a curated record. The transcript has 8 exons. Bases 1184 to 2476 code for a protein of 430 amino acids. Lineage: Eukaryota; Metazoa; Chordata; Mammalia; Rodentia; Cricetidae. Gene Ontology annotation, cellular component: cytoplasm; intracellular membrane-bounded organelle. Gene Ontology annotation, biological process: xenobiotic metabolic process. Gene Ontology annotation, molecular function: oxidoreductase activity, acting on paired donors, with incorporation or reduction of molecular oxygen, reduced flavin or flavoprotein as one donor, and incorporation of one atom of oxygen; iron ion binding; heme binding.